GUCUUGUCAUUAAUUAGUGUCAAAUUUAUUUACGCGAAUUUCUUGGUUUUCCUCUUGAGAUCUUCACAAAUCCCAUCGAAAAACAAGUAAAUCAGUUUCAAAUUAGAAGAUUUAUUAAUCGGCCUAUAUGUAUUGGAUUAAAGUGUGUGGGAAUAGUGAGUUUUCAAAAUGUUAGUUGCGUGCGGGCUGAUGUUAUUGUUGAGUUCAGUGCGGUGUGGGAACAUCGAGAGCAAUGGUUUGAUUUUGGGCAAAGGGUUUGAUGGGAGCGUGUCUUAUUCGUACUGGCCAUCAAUGCUGCACGCGACGAAUAUGAUGAGGAUACGUAAAAGGGAGUUGCAGACAGAAGGAGGAAGCGUAAAGGUUGAAGCGCCGCCACCUGCUGAAAGCGCUGCCCAGCCCGCUGCUUCUGAUUCAGUGCCUGCGGCUCCUCAAUCCGUAGCUUCUGAUCAAGCGCCUAAUUCACAACCAGAGCAUGCAGCGCCUUCACCACAGAUACCAGACACAAAGCCUAAAAAAGAUGACCAACCUCCUGCUAAGCCUGACGAAGUGAAAAACAAUGACACACCUAAAGUAGACAAUCCCAACGAUCAUACCCUUGUAAAUAGUUCUUCCACAGCUGAAACAAGUAUAGAAACAGCAAAAAAUAAAUCUUCCUCAAAUGAAGAUAAGGUAGAAUUAGGCCCCGGUUUUGUGAAGCGAGGAGUCAUCGUUUUUGGGGGCUUCGCACUCCUAGCUGUAGCAUAUUUCAUAUUUUAUAGGAGAAAAAGCAGUAAAAACGAAUCGAACAACUCGCACAACGCUAUUGAUGCCAACCAAUUCCGCUAUGGUGUACUCCAAUCAGAAGAUCGGAGAGACAACCUAGAACUAUCUCGAAUACCUUUAACUAUGGAAUCUGACGAAGACGACGAUGACUAUUUAGAAAUAUUUGACUUAGAACAGAAGAAAAAGUCUAUGUCCUAUGUUAAUUUGCAAGUAAACGAUGAAGAGGUCGUGAAUGGACCUAAAGAUAAUGCAGAUGGUAACGAUAGAGAUAACCUCUUAUUAGACAUAGAAGAUUCUAAUUACGAUCCACUGAUUAACUGGUCAGGUAAUGGUAACAAGUCAAUAUUAUAAUUUAUUUGAAUCUACCCAGAAGUAACGAUUCCGGUUGUUUAAUUCUAACAUUAAAAUUAACAAAGCUGGGCUUUGGCAUUUUAUAGUUUUUUAUGUGUAGCUGCUUUUUUUUUUUAUUACAAAAUUGAUAAAGAUGAAUUAAUUUAAAAAGCUCAUACCUAUAUCGUUUUUCAUUUGCAAGUACAUUUCAUUAAUAUUUUAUAUUUCAUCAUAUUAUUUUCUAGCUUAACUUGACUGACAAAUUAUAGAUUUGCUUUGAUUUAUUUUCUUAUGUUUUUUCCUAUACAUAUUUACUAUUUUUUUAGCUGACUAAACAAAGUUGAUUACUUAUUCCAAUUCCAUUUUCCAAAAUAACAUUUAUUUUAAAUAUAAUUUAAUUAUAUUUUAAGGUCUUUUCUGUAGGCAUUACCAUAGAUUAAAUGGAGCUUGUGAUAAAGGAAAGAGGCUUAGUUUUAAGAAGUUAUUAUGCCAGAUAAUACUAAACAGUCUUACUAAAUAUUAAAAUUCGGCUACGCCGCUGUCUGAAAUAACUACAAUAUUUUCCAAAUUAAAAGCAUUUUUAAAUAAAUAUUAGGUGAUUAUUCUGAUAAUUUGAUAUUAUUUACUUUCAACAUGCAUUUAUUUAGUAUUCUGAAGACUUAAAAUUAUGUUGUUAGAUGCAUUGAUGUUAGUUGAGAAACUUGCAUCACUACAUUAUAAUGCAAUAAUUAAUUUAGAAUGUAGCGACUCACUGCUCAACUGUCUUGUUCGGGAAUUAACGAGAACUCAAUUAGAGCGCGAAAAGUAUUUAUUACGGUAUUUGGAAUAACAUGACAGUAACAAUGUAGCGGCACAGUGAAAAAAUAAUGCCUUGUUUUGUUCUUGGGAAGCUUGUAACUAAAUGUUUGCAGAAGUAACACAAAAUCUACUGAAGUGCAGUUCGCAUCAAAAGUAUUUAUUCUAUUAUUUGUACUUACUAUCGACUUUUUUAAUAGUAUACUCAACUGAAAAUCAAGUGUAACAGUUGCAUUGCAAAAGUUGCUGGUACUUUUUAUGCUGACUCUACCUUUGUAGACUAGGCAGAAAAAACAGCACUUCCAAUAAAGUAAUUAUGUAUUGUAUAAUUAAUAAGUUUGUUGCAAUAUUCAUGAAUUUUAUUGGUAAUUUCAGUACUAUAAUGUCAUAACUUGAAAUCAGUAUACAUUACAAUUUAAUCCGAAAGAACAACUUAGUGUAGAAAAAGAGCAUUUUCUACUUAAUAAGGCUGUUUGAACUUGUUUUUUUUAAAUAAUUUAUGAAGACUAACAAUACUUAAGUAUGUUUUCAGUACCUAACAUAUAUCAAUCGUUUUGUGUACUUAUUAUAAUUUUCUGUAAUUAUUUUUGUUAUGCCUACCUACUUACAAUAUUCAAAGUCGCUUUACUUAAAAAUAAUGAUGUACUUUCUUCAAAUACCUAUUUAGUAUUUUUUUAGUUUUGUACAAAAUUACUAAAAUUGUUAUAGUAAAGCGUGUGCCAUUUUUCCUUUUUGCUUUUAUUUGCACCUGGGACUUAAAAGGGUUCAAUUCCUUUACGUUUAAAGGCAAAAAUAGCUUAUUAACAAAGUAGUCACUAUUGGCUAAGUUUUCUCUCUUAUAUUAAAAUAUUCGCAUCUAAGUAAUUGCAUUGGCAUUUUGUUUAUUUAUAUUUUUAUUUCGCAUUAUUACCUAAUAUUGGUGGCGCAACAAUAAUUGAGGCAUGUCAUACUCACACUGAUGUAAUAUUUGUAUAGAACACACAAAACGCAAGAAUACGCAAGAUGUCAGCACCAAAAGCAUAUUAUACAAAAUUUUGCUUGUGUGAUGGCCUCAACUUUCUUUGCGCGACAAAUAACCGAUAUAGAGUAAAAAUAGUAGGUUAUUACUAUAAAAUAUAGCCUAAGAUUAUCCCUCAUUGACGGAAAAUCUGUUUAACUCUUUGCUUUAAGGGGAUUAAACUUGUGGCAUAUUUUGAUGAAUGGUUCAAAAGAAAUAAAAAUAUUUUUUCUAGUUCAUAUUUUAUUUUGAUGAUGUUUCAUUAUCUUGGGUAUUGUCAGUAGAUUUUUGGAACUAACCAGUCAAAACAAAAGUUUAUUGGUAGAUCGUUAGUUCCAAAAAUAUCCGCUAGCAGCGCCACUCCAAAGUGCAUUUAUAUAUUUUUGAAUUUUGUCUGUACAUUAUUGUAUUCAAUGACAUAUCAAUAUGUAGUACGAAAUUUAAAUCAGGCAUAUAAGUAGAAAUUCUAUAAAAAUUAAAAUGUCGCGAUGUGUUUGUUUGUUGUAGCAGUACCAAUAGAAACUGUCAAUUUUGUUAAAGAUUAAUAUUUACAUAACACAACUUUGAAAUCAAAGAUAAGUUUGCUCUAAUCACUAGAUACAUACAUAGACAGAUACCUAUCAAGGUUAAUGGCUUUAUUUGAUAGAAAAAAAAAACAUUUUCUAUUGGCACGGACAUACUUCAAUCCACAUUCAAAUCCACAUCAUAUUGUUCUGAUCUGAUAUGAAUUUCCCCUAAGCCUCUGCUAAACAGCGAGCAUGAGCAUGGUGAAAUAUAAAAUGUCAAAUGUAUGAAUAACACGCUAUGAUCAUGCCCACUGUCCUGCCAGAAGCGUUAGUAAAUAAGUUAGUUAAAAACUUUAGUCAUAGUAACUAGUAUUUCUAAUCAUUCUGCCUAAUAAUUUUCAUAAUAUUAACACGUUCACUUGCCUCGUAUUCCAACGUAGAAUUAUAGGAAAAUUUUCAGAAAUUUUGUUCUGUAGACUGGCUAAUUUGUUACUGUUGAACGAAAAUUUUGUUAAAUUAUGUAUUACAUAAUGUUUUAUUUUACCUAUUAUGAGCUCAGCGACACUACAUAAUAUGUGCAAACAUGCAGCUCUAAUCUAAAGCAAUAAAAAUAAUGUUGAUACUGCAAGAUAAGCCUAAAAAUGUGACCUAAGAACACAUAAAACUUAUUUGCCCAAUGGAUUUGGUUGUAGCCUGUAUUAGAGCUGUGUGUAUGCAAUCGUGUAAAUAAGACCGUGUUAUUGCACUUGAUAAGAUAAUUAAUUUUGCAAAACUGAGGUGUUCCCCGCAGACUAAAGACUUUUAGUCGGUAGUUGGGCCAGCUUCCAAUUUGUAUGAAGAAUCAGCAGAUACCAAAUCGGUGUAUUGUGCGCACUUCCUUACAUGUUCAUAUUGAUAAACAGCAUGACCCAUCAAUCGGCCGACUGAGUCUGCAGGGUGUCUAACACUGAAAACAAAGAUACGUAACGCACACAUACGUAAGUGAUGCGUGUACGCCGAGUUUUGAGGUAGUUUUACUUCCAUUGUAAUUACAUAGAUUGUAUGUGCAGUUGACAGCACUUCAAGGCAUACAUUUUUGUUGCAAUAGCAACUGUUAAAAUACGUAAAAUGUCACAGUGUGACUUGAUGUGCCGUCAAACGUACCGUUAAAGCCAAGGACUUAGCUGUAAGUUCGUUUUAAAUAUGACCAUUAAAAGAUUUCUGCACAUAGCAAUAAAUAUGAUUCUAGGCCUCGUGUAUCUACAGGUUAAUUUCAUUUGUAAAUGCCUGUUCGUAGACGAAGCUAGAUCAUCUAAAGAUAAGAACACUUUGGUUUCAUUAUCACAACAUAAGCUUUGGACUGUGAUAAUAGGAGAUGUGUAGGUAAAUUGUUAUAUAAAUAAUAUUUUUUGGAAGGUUCAUAUUGUUUGCGAAUUGUGAAGUAUAGUAUUCGCUCUCUGUCACUUACUAUACUGUCUGUUACUUAUUAAAAUAGCUAGUAGAAAGUUUGUCGAUUUGCAAGCAGUUAAAAUGUUAACUGUAGUAUCUAAACUACCAAUUUAUGUAAAGG
Messenger RNA from Ostrinia furnacalis (Asian corn borer), 4939 nucleotides. RefSeq lists its product as uncharacterized. Lineage: Eukaryota; Metazoa; Arthropoda; Insecta; Lepidoptera; Crambidae. The transcript has 5 exons. Bases 169 to 1113 code for a protein of 314 amino acids. The record is from RefSeq and is a predicted model, not a curated record.